Molecule: messenger RNA, 2252 nt
Organism: Chinchilla lanigera (long-tailed chinchilla)
Lineage: Eukaryota; Metazoa; Chordata; Mammalia; Rodentia; Chinchillidae
Gene: Mpo
Product: myeloperoxidase
Exons: 13
Coding region: 1-2157 (718 amino acids)
Biological process (GO): response to oxidative stress
Molecular function (GO): peroxidase activity; heme binding
Source: RefSeq, a predicted model, not a curated record
AUGAAGCUGGUCCUGGCCCUCACAGGCCUCCUGGCCACUCUGGUCAUGCCUCAGCCCUCUGACAGUGCCACUCCAGCCGUCCCUGAGGAGGUGGAGACCUCGGUGGUGCUGACUUGCAUGGAGGAAGCCAAGCAGCUAGUGGACAAGGCCUACAAGGAGCGGAGGGAAAGCAUCAAGCAGCGGCUUCGCAGUGGCCUGGCCAGCCCCAUGGAGCUCCUGUCCUACUUCAAGCAGCCUGUGGCAGCCACCAGGACAGCAGUGAGGGCUGCUGACUAUCUGCACGUGGCCCUAGACCUGCUGAAGAGGAAGCUGCGGCCUCUGCGGCCAGGGCCUUUCAAUGUCACUGAUGCGCUCACACCGGCUCAGCUGAAUCUGCUGUCCAAGUCGAGCGGCUGCGCCUACCAGGAUGUGGCGGUGAGCUGCCCGGAGCAGGACAAAUACCGCACCAUCACCGGCCACUGCAACAACAGACGCAGCCCCACGCUGGGGGCCUCCAACCGCGCCUUUGCGCGCUGGCUGCCUGCGGAGUACGAGGACGGCGUGUCGCUGCCCUUUGGCUGGACGCCCGGGGUCAAGCGCAGCGGGUUCGUGGUGCCCCUGGCUCGCGCGGUCUCCAACGCCAUCGUGCGCUUCCCCACCGAGCAGCUGACGCCGGACCAGGAGCGCUCGCUCCUGUUCAUGCAGUGGGGCCAGUUGAUUGACCACGACCUGGACUUCACCCCCGAGCCCGCCGCCCGGGCCUCCUUCGUCUCUGGCCUCAACUGUGAGACCAGCUGCCUGCAGCAGCCUCCCUGCUUCCCUCUCAAGAUCCCGCCCAACGACCCCCGCAUCAAGAACCAGAAUGACUGCAUCCCCUUCUUCCGCUCCUGCCCUGCCUGCACCGGGAGCAACAUCACCAUCCGCAACCAGAUCAACGCGCUCACCUCCUUCGUGGACGCCAGCAUGGUGUACGGCAGCGAGGACCCCUUGGCCAGGAACCUGCGCAACUUGACCAACCAGCUGGGGCUGCUGGCCGUCAACACCCGCUUUCGGGACAAUGGCCGGGCCCUGCUGCCCUUUGACAACCUGCAUGAUGACCCCUGUCUCCUCACCAACCGUUCCGCACGCAUCCCCUGCUUCCUGGCAGGGGACACCCGCUCUAGUGAGAUGCCUGAGCUCACCUCCAUGCACACCCUUUUUGUUCGAGAGCACAACCGGCUGGCCACACAGCUCAAGCGCCUGAACCCCAGAUGGAAUGGAGAGAGGCUGUACCAGGAGGCCCGGAAGAUUGUGGGGGCCAUGGUCCAGAUCAUCACCUACCGAGACUACCUGCCCUUGGUGCUGGGGCCAGCGGCCAUGAGGAAGUACCUGCCCACCUACCGCGGCUACAAUGAAUCGGUGGACCCACGUAUUGCCAAUGUCUUCACCAAUGCCUUUCGCUACGGCCAUACCCUCAUCCAACCCUUCAUGUUCCGCCUGGAUAGUCAGUACCGGCCCAUGAUGCCCAAUCCCCGUGUCCCGCUCAGCAAGGUCUUUUUUGCCUCUUGGAGGGUUGUGCUGGAAGGUGGCAUCGACCCCAUCCUCCGAGGCCUCAUGGCCACCCCUGCCAAGCUGAACCGCCAGAACCAGAUUGUGGUGGAUGAGAUCCGGGAGCGACUGUUUGAGCAGGUCAUGCGGAUCGGGCUGGACCUGCCGGCUCUGAACAUGCAGCGGAGCAGGGACCACGGCCUCCCAGGUUACAACGCCUGGAGGCGUUUCUGUGGGCUGCCACAGCCCAGCACGGUGGGCGAGCUGGGCACAGUUUUGAAGAACCUGGACCUGGCACGGAAGCUGAUACAGCAGUAUGGCACGCCCGACAACAUCGACAUCUGGAUGGGUGGUGUGGCUGAGCCCCUGCAGCCCAACGGCCGCGUGGGCCAGCUCCUCGCCUGCCUCAUUGGCACCCAGUUCAGGAAGCUUCGGGACGGUGAUCGGUUUUGGUGGGAGCACAACGGUGUGUUCAGCAUGCAGCAGCGGCAGGCACUGGCCAGGAUCUCCUUGCCCCGCAUCAUCUGCGACAACACGGGCAUCACCACCGUAUCCAAGAACAACAUCUUCAGGUCCAACUCCUUCCCCCGGGACUUUGUCAGCUGCAACACUCUCCGUGCACUGGAUCUGUCUUCGUGGAGGGAGGCGUAGAGGCGGGGAGCCUGCCUGGGAAGGAGUGAGGGCCAUGGUCCUUCUGUACCAUUUGUUUGUACCUGAUGUUUACGUAAUAAAGCACGGAGGACGGG